Molecule: messenger RNA, 1257 nt
Organism: Lathyrus sativus (Indian pea)
Lineage: Eukaryota; Viridiplantae; Streptophyta; Magnoliopsida; Fabales; Fabaceae
Source: the annotation of a GenBank genome assembly
AUGGCGGCAGCAGAAGCGAGGGCUCUGUGGCAGAGAACUGCUAAUCGGUGCUUUGUGCAAGAAGAUGCAAAAAGAGCUCCUAAGUUGGCUUGUCGUCAAUCUUCAAGUGCGACUUCAAAGCUGGUUGAUGCUGGAGUUACGAAUACAGCAGACGAAUCAGAUUGCGCAGCUGUUAAAUCCGCCCAUUUUAGCAGCAAAUCAUCGUUCUGUAAUCCGCCACCUGAUCCUAGGUGGUGGUUGCAUUCGCAAUCACAACCUAGUUAUGGGUAUCAAAAAGGUUUAACAAAUGAAAAGUUAAGUGCAUUGGAGAAAGAGGUAGAAACCUUGAUAGCUAGCGAUGAAAGUAAGGGAUCUAGUAAAAGUUCUUUAGCAUUUCUUGAAUUAAAGGAUGUGAUGGAAAAGCACGAGAAAAUCGAGAACGACUCAAUUGCUUGUUCGUUGGCCUCCAAGAAAACGAAGGAUUUUUCCUCGGAACCUGACUAUUCUUGGAUUGAAGGUGAUAAAGCCGAACCGUGGUGGCGAAUGGCAGAUAGAGACGAGUUAGCUUCCUUUGUUUCACACAAAUCAUCCAACCAUAUUGAGAAUUGUGAUCUUCCUCCUCCUAAGAAGAAGCAUCUUACUGGAUACUCUUGUUCUAGGAUUAUUACUAAUAAUGACAAAACAAAGACAGCGUCUUAUAACUUGGACGCCGAAUCCGGAAGGUUUUCCAAUUCGAAGCAGGGUCCUUCUGCCAAUGAAGGACUCUUGUAUUUCGCUUCUGCCAAAUCUUCGAGUGAUACCCCUAUACUCGACGAUGUCAAGCAAAAUAUACAAAUUUCUGAGGGAGACGCUAGCAAAGCUCAAUUAAUGGAGGCAUUAUGUCACUCUCAAACACGUGCACGGGAAGCGGAGGAAGCAGCGAAACAAGCUUACGCGGAGAAAGAGCACAUUGUUACACUCAUUUUUAAACAGGCUUCACAGCUUUUUGCCUAUAAGCAAUUGAUUAAGCUGCUGCAGCUGGAAACUCUCUGCAAUCAGAUCAAGAAUAAUGAUCAGUCAACCUCAACUCUCUUUCCGGUUGCUCUUCCGUGGAUGUCGGAUGAACGUAGGAAAUCACGGAAGAGAAAGCAGACAUAUUCCAGUAGCAGACGCGACAGAAAAGGCAAGGGGAAUUGUGAUAUUACAACGUAUGCGGUUGCGAUUGCUUUAGGAUUAAGUCUUGUUGGAGCGGGAUUGCUAUUAGGAUGGACUGUUGGUUGGAUGUCACCAUGUUCAUAG